This is a messenger RNA of Salvelinus namaycush (lake trout), 1199 nucleotides long. RefSeq names its product sialoadhesin-like. NCBI's taxonomy places the organism in Eukaryota, Metazoa, Chordata, Actinopteri, Salmoniformes, Salmonidae. The record is from RefSeq and is a predicted model, not a curated record. Bases 18 to 1199 code for a protein of 393 amino acids. The transcript is spliced from 5 exons.
GAGAAAAAAGCCAAGUUAUGGUGUCUUCCAACAACGCACAGAAGGGACAGGAGGUGAUACUGACCUGUAGCACCACCUGUACUCUGAGUGACAACCCCACCUACAUCUGGUACAAGAACGGACAACAUCUAGAUGAGAGCACCUCCCAACAUUACUCUGUCAAGAUAUACUAUUCAGACAGCUACUCCUGUGCUGUUAAAGGCUAUGAAGCUCUCCGAUCUCCUGCAGUGUGUGUUCUGGGUCAGAACUGUUUCAACGUGACUUACACCCAUCAGAGUAUCUGUGCUGUGAAGGGCUCAACAGUGGAACUGCCCUGCACAUAUCAACAUCCAAGUAAUCAUGUAGUCUCAGAACCAAACUGGUAUAUCCAAGAGAAAUAUAAUGAGGCGCCUAAAAUCCUGAGCUCGGUGCCAGAGUAUGCAGGUCGUGCUGAGUACCUUGGGACUAAAGAGAAAGACUGCACCCUGAGAAUCACAGACCUGAGAGAGAGAGAUUCAGCUGAGUACAAGUUCAGAUUUAAAACACAGUAUGCAGAAUGGGGGUACAGCUUCCCUGGAACAACUCUGACUGUCACAGGUCUGCAGGUGAAGGUGACUCCUGCCACAGAGAAAGGGAUUCUGACACUGACCUGUAGCACCACCUGUACUCUGACUGACGACCCCACCUACAUCUGGUACAAGAACGGACAACUUCUCACCAACCCAAACACCCAAGAUAACUACCUGAUCCUAGACCCAGUCAGCAGUGAGGAUGCAGGCAGAUACUCAUGUACAGUAGAAGGCUACAAUAAUCUCCAUUCUCCUGUAUUGUCUGUGGGGGAACAAUCAUCUUUGAAGGAAGCAGCUGUAGGAAUCAUAGUGGUGGUUCUGGUUCUCAUCCUCUGUCUCUCUGGCUUCAUGUGGUUCAGGAAGAAGGCGUCCAUAUCUACCUCUGACACAAGAGACAGGGUAGACACAGCAGAGAAUGGACAGGGAGAUUCUAGUCCAAUGUAUGACAACAUCCCAGGCAUGGCAAUGACCCCUACUGCAGCACAGACAGCGGACCCAUACGACCAGGAUGAUGUUCACUAUGCCAGUGUCCACCACAAAAACCAGGAUGUGCCUCUGUACUUCACCGUCCAACUGCUUCAGCCACAGAAACAGGAUGAGGAUGUCCAGUACGCUGCUGUGAAAUUCAACCACCCCAGUGCUACUCAAUAG